Molecule: messenger RNA, 4425 nt
Organism: Penicillium macrosclerotiorum
Lineage: Eukaryota; Fungi; Ascomycota; Eurotiomycetes; Eurotiales; Aspergillaceae
Product: P-loop containing nucleoside triphosphate hydrolase protein
Exons: 16
Coding region: 1-4425 (1474 amino acids)
Biological process (GO): transmembrane transport
Cellular component (GO): membrane
Molecular function (GO): ATP binding; ATP hydrolysis activity; ABC-type transporter activity
Source: RefSeq, a predicted model, not a curated record
AUGAUCGCCCCCAGCCGCUACGCUACGGUCGCGUCGGGCCAGACUCCGGACCCGCCACAGGCAUCAACGAUCUCCAAACUGCUCACCGUCAUGCUUAAUCCGGCUCUUCCGUGCUCAGUGGCCGACCAGGACGUUUUCGGCCCUAGUGUCAACACGUCCUGCCACCACGGCUUCGACUUCACCCUCCUGUUCGAGGAGACAAUUUUAACUCUCCUUCCGAUAAUUCUGUUCUAUCCUGUGGCAGCCCUGCGUAUCUGGAAUCUUCAUUACGCCUCGGAAAAGGUCAAUCGAUCAUGGCUGUACGCGACAAAGGAGACAGCAUUGCUUCUGCACAUAGCACUUCAAUUAAUUCUCUUGGUUUUCUGGUGCCAGUCAUCGACACCAACUACAAGGGCGACGAUUCCAACGGCAAUUGCGAAUAUCGUCUCCCUGCUUUUGGUGCUUUACCUAUCUCAUCUAGAACAUCUUCGCUCCCUGAGGCCAUCAACAACUAAUUGCCUUUUCCUUGGGCUCACUACGUUGCUUGAUCUUGCGCGACUGCGAACACUCUAUUUUAUUCCAGAUAACCAACUGAUAUCAAUUCUGUUCGCUGUAAGCUGGAUUGGCAAGGUCAUUGUUUUGGUCCUCGAGUCAACAGAGAAAAGAUCAUUGCUCAAGAAAGAAUACACUGAAAGUUCACUUGAGGCAACAAGUAGUAUCUUCAAUCGGGGCAUAUUUUGGUGGCUAAAUGGGCUGCUCUGGAAAGGGUCGAGAACUGUCCUCACCGUCGAGAGCCUUCCCGUCUUGGAUGAAGAUAUCCAGGCAUCUUCAAAUCCUGAAGAACUAUUUGAAAAAUGGAAGAAAGCUAACAAAUAUCGACCGAAUGCCUUGCUAUGGACAUUCGUCGCUCAUUACAAAUGGCAGUUCCUAGUGGGCGUCUUGCCACGCGUCGCAUAUACCGCGUUUACAUUUGCCCAGCCAUUCUUAGUCCAACGUGUUCUGGAAUUCAUGACCGAGUCAGAACAUGUCAACUCCGAGAACUACGCCCAUGGUCUCAUUGCCGCAUACGCGAUCGUUUAUGUUGGCAUUGCGAUCUCCUAUGCCAUCUAUGAGCACAAGACGUGCAGGUUGAUCACCAUGGUUCGAGGAAGCCUAGUCACCAUGAUCUUUGACAAGACACUUCGCAUGAGCACUUCCGCCGCAUCUGACGCCACAGCAAUUACAUUGAUGAGUACCGACAUUGAGCGCAUAGGAAGUGGUCUUCGCGAAAUGCAUGAGCUCUAUUCUAAUUUCAGUGAAGUUAUACUCGCUUUGUGGUUAUUAGCCCGUCUGCUUAAUAUUGCAACUGUUGCAUCAACAAUCAUCGUCGUUGUUUGCCUUAUUGCUGGUAUUCCACUCUCAAUCGCCUCUGGCAACGCCCAGGGUAUCUGGCUGGAAGCUGUCGAGGAACGUGUGGCAGUCACAUCGAAGGUUCUUGGAGUGAUGAAAAGCAUUAAAAUGACAGGGUUGACGGAAGUCAUCGCGAACAGCCUUCGGGAUCUUCGCUCUGGAGAAAUACAGGCUUCAUUCCUUUUUCGGUUAUACAGUGUGCUUGUCGUCACGUUCUCUUAUGCCUCUUCGGCCCUAGCACCUGUCUUUGGUUUCGGGGUGUAUAUCAUCUUAGCUCGUGCUAACGACUCUGGUACACUCACUAAUGGCCUUGCUUUCUCUGCACUAACACUCUUCUCUCUCCUUGACCAGCCUAUGGUGUCCUUUGUAUAUGGCUCGGAGGACAUCAUGGCGGUGGUUAACUGCUUUCAAAGAAUCCAGAAGCAUUUGCUCGAGACUGAGCGCGAUGACUGCAGGUUAACCCAUGAUCUGCAAAAACCGCAGCUGAUUGAGGUGGACCACAUGGAUAAGCAUCGUAGCCACGAUUCAUUUUCCAUCAUUGCUCGCAAUCUUUCUGCGUCAUGGUCAGUUGAUGAUGAGCCAGUUUUGAAGGGCUUGACUUUUGAUAUUUCAGUGGGAGAGACCACCAUGAUCAUUGGGCCUGUGGGUAGUGGAAAAUCAACUCUUUUGAGAGUUCUCUUGGGAGAAAUUCCCGAAUCCUCUGGGAUGAUAUCUACUACCUAUCAGAACGCUGCAUAUUGCAGCCAGUCUCCUUGGAUAACCUUCGGCUCAAUCCAACAGAAUAUCGUGGGUGCAUCACAAUGGGAUCAAAAAUGGUACGACCGUGUCAUUCAAGCCUGCGCCUUGCAGGCUGAUCUACUGCAGCUUCCCUCUGGAGAUCAAACAAAGGUUGGCGUUCGUGGAUCACGACUUAGCGGUGGUCAGCAAAUGCGGGUGGCUCUCGCAAGGGCUCUAUAUUCUAGAGAACCGGUUCUUAUCCUAGAUGAUGCUCUGACUGGGCUUGAUCGAGAAACGGAGAGAUGCAUCCUGCAGGAUGUUUUUGCUUCCGAGGGCCUUGUGAAGGAGGUCGGCCAAACAGUGAUUCUGGCCACAAACUCAGCUCAUCAUCUUCCCUACGCUGAUUUCGUCAUUGCCCUUGAUGAAGGUGGAAAAAUCAUUGAACAGGGUUUGUAUACGGAACUCGUGACUGCCCAAGGCUAUGUGAGCGCGAUUGCAAGCAAAUCCAGCACUGCCGCCACUACCCGAGCGCCAGAGUUGGCUCUUGAUGAUGAAACAUUAAAAGGGCUCAACCUCGAUAACGACAACACAGAUAAUGCAAGCCGGCGAACUGGUGACUUGUUAGUUUACUGGUAUUAUUUCCAGAAUAUCGGAUGGCCUCUACUGUUUCUAUUCUUUGGCUGCUCGGUAUUGUUCGUUGCCGGCAUGAUAUUUCCACAAAUCUGGCUGCAAUGGUGGACUCGUGCAAAUGAAGAGCAACCAAAUGAAAAUGUUGGGUACUGGUUAGGGGGCUAUGGGGCACUUGGAUUAUUGACUCUUCUUGCUGCGUUUCUCUCGGAAUGGGUGUUGGGAAUGAUGAUAGUACCCAAGACGGCCCGCCAGUUUCACAAUAUUCUUCUUGAUACAACAAUGAGCGCUACUACCUCAUUCCUGACGUCAACCGAUAUAGGAGCGACCACAAACAGAUUCAGCCAGGAUCUAGAGUUGAUUGAUGAGGAACUCCACACAGCAUUCGAGUCCACCAUUCUUGCUGUUCUCUUCUGUAUUGUUGAGGGUUUCUUGGUCUUUGUUGGCUCUUCGUAUGCUACUGUCGCCGUCAUUCCAUUCACCAUCAUUGCGGUCUAUUACGUGGCACAAUACUAUGUUCGCACAUCCCGCCAAAUCCGAUUACUGGAUAUAGAAGCCAAAGCGCCUCUUUUUUCACACUUCUUGGAAGCUCUUAGUGGCCUGUCCAGCAUCCGUGCCUACGGGUGGACUGAGAACUAUCAAUAUCAGAGCAAACUUGCUCUAGAUACCUCUCAGAAACCCUUUUACAUGAUGUACUGCAUUCAACGCUGGCUAAAUCUGGUCCUUGAUCUGAUCGUUGCCGGAAUUGCUGUGGUUGUGAUUUCAAUUGCAUUAUCCUUGAGGGGAACCUCUAGUUUGAACCUGCUGGGCAUCGCACUAUUCAACAUAGUCAAUUUCAGCGGAACUCUGCAGAUGCUGGUAAACCGGUGGACAGGUCUGGAGACUUCAAUCGGGGCGGUAUCUAGAAUUCGGUCUUACGUGCAAAGCGCCCAGACAGAGGAUCUGGAGCAUGAGACAGAAGCUAUUCCAACAUUUUGGCCGGAAAAGGGAAAUAUCGAGAUAGCUGGCCUGACAGCUUCCUACGACUCCUCCCCCGAACCAGUCCUCCAAGAUAUCACCCUCGGUAUAUGUGCAGGAGAGAAAGUUGCACUUUGUGGUCGAACUGGCAGUGGAAAAUCCUCGCUGAUCUCAACCUUUUUGCGAGUGAUUAAUCUCGACAGCGGUACUAUUCAUAUCGACGGGGUGGAUCUAUCCAGAAUUUCUAGGUCGCAUGUCCGGUCACGGUUGAAUACCAUUCCCCAGCAGGCCUUCUUUCUACAUGGCACAGUCCGACUCAAUGCCAAUCCUCUGGGGGACAUGCCAGAUGAGACCAUCAUUGAAGCUCUAAAUGAAGUCAAGCUAUGGUCUUAUCUUGAGUCAAAGGGCGGGCUAGAUGCGGAGAUGUCGGAAGAUAUCCUUUCACAUGGCCAACAACAGCUAUUUUGCCUCGCCCGAGCACUCUGCAAGCCAAGUCGUAUUCUCAUCAUGGAUGAAGCCACGAGCAGCGUCGAUUCGGAAACAGAAGACCUCAUGCAGGAGAUCAUCCGCACUCGCUUCAAAGAACAAACUGUCAUCGCCAUUGCACACAAGCUAGACACUAUUUUAGACUAUGAUAAAAUCGCAUUCAUGGACCGGGGCCGGAUUGUGGAAUUUGAUACACCCAGAGCGCUUUUAUCACAGGAGACCUCGGCAUUUAAGACCUUGUUUGAUAGCUUUCGCCAUCGUCCGGAGUGA